This is a messenger RNA of Symbiodinium natans, 387 nucleotides long. The record is from the annotation of a GenBank genome assembly. NCBI's taxonomy places the organism in Eukaryota, Dinophyceae, Suessiales, Symbiodiniaceae.
AUGUCCAGGUCGCGGGGGUCUGCCGAGCCAUCCAACAGAGGUUCAAGGAACCGGCGACGCAGUCCCUCUGAGAACAGUGUUGGCCGAGGCCGCUGCGCAGGUGGUAAGGGAAGUUCAUCAAGCCACACUCGGGAGCAGUUGAGCACCGAUCGCCCACCAGCUCGGAGGGACCACUUCAACUCGUUCGAUUUGGGUAAGGAUCCUGGAAAUGAGACCAGGACUGUGCUCCACUUCAUGGAGCGAACACUGAGAAGAUCCAGCAAUUUGGGCAUUCACUACAAGAUGGAGAAGGUUCAAUGCACCCUGACCGUCAAGUUCGUCGAUGGCGGCUUCCGCUAUGAUUAUCUUGACCGACCGUUCAAGAGGCAAGGCGAUUGGCGGCGAUAG